UAUUUAUGAAAUAUCCUAAGUUCCAUUUUAAAUCGUAUCAAAAUAUAAACGGAAAAUGUAUUGCCGAAGAAAAUGCUUAUCGGCAACACAAGCGUUUUUUAAAUCUUUUAUUUGUUUUUAGAAGUCAGGAUUUAGAGUACCCUGAAACGGCGUUGUCAGUUUGUUUUCGAUCUAUCUUUCGUCCCUCUUUUUCAACACCUUACUAUAGUUUUUUGGGGUACACAUUGAAUAAUAUGUACAAGACUAUUCAUUUUGUUUUUCUAAUUGCGUAUUUAUCAUAUAAGAAUAUAGUUACUGAAAAAAGGCUACUCACGCUCACAAUUGUACUAACUUUUAACACACGUGAUUGUGUGUCCGCAUAGUGGUCAUCUAUUGGUGUUUAUAUUGGAUAAACAGGUUUGUGUUUUAAAUAUAUGAUAUUUCGGAUUGGUCAAUAUUUGUCGCAUUGCGUAAAUAUAUUGAGUAUGAUAUUUGUUAUGUAAAUAGCACGGGAUUUUUAAAGCGCGAAUAGUUGUCUUGUUUAAGUAACUUAAGAUAUGUGGUCAUUCGAAGCUCGUAUACCGUUCAUUAAGGCAGCUUAGUUUAGGUUAAGAUAUGUCCGAACCAGUACUCGAUCUGAAUGAAGAAGAUUUGUUAAGGGACCCCUUACAUGGUCAGCCCGAACGUCUUAACGCUUCCAAUUCACAAGCUAAUCAACAAAACCGUGACUUAGUAGACACUUUUGGACUUUUUAAAGACUAUUUGGAUAAGAAACUUGUUGAUUUAAAGUCCGACAUUCUGUCAGAACAAGACAAUUUAUCCAAGAAAUACAGAGAUGAGGCUAAUAUUAAGUUCAAAUCAGAAGGGAAUCGGAUUCAGUUUCGUUUUAAUGAGAACAUUAUGGAUGGUCUUAACAAAAUCCACAAGGAUCUUGUAUCUGUUGCUUCCCCCCUUUCUUCUAUUACUGGUGAUUUGGUGGGUAAACUUAAAGAAAGGAACAAACUCAUCAGGAUCGCUGAUAACUCAACUGGGGGAUGGGUUACGGUUAGAGAAUAUGAAAAUAACGAUAUCGCCGAAAAUGAUGAGGUCGAGAAAAAGAUUCGCCAGGCCGAGACUAGAGCCCUCAAAACUAUUAAGGAGAAAAAGACCCGCCCUCAGCCGUAUACAGCUAGACCUACUCCAGCAGUUGGAAGUAUCGCUACUGCCACUGCUCCUCCUCCAGCUUACGAUUUCAGUCGCUAUCAACAGCCCUUUCGUACCAGCACUGCACGGCUUGAGCCGUGCCCCAUGGACAUCUGUCACUACUGCAAGCAGUAUGGUCACUGGAGAAGGAACUGCCCACUCAACUUCAAGUCAGCCACAGCUUCUGCACCCAGUUACCAGCCAUCCAAACAGCAAUGAUACAGUUACUGUUAAUGAUAAGUAUCUAGAUAUAAGUUUGUUAUCUUCUAGCUAUGAAUGCAAUAACGACGAACUUGACGAAUUUAUGUCACAAGUUCAAUUUCUUGAAAAAUUAGAUUUUUCUGCUAGUCAUAACUUUAAAGGUGUUAAAGGCAGGCUUGCAAAACAUUACGAUUUUUGGGUUAAGAUUGGAGCUAGUGAUUUUGUUUUUGAUACAAUUAAAAACGGUUAUGUAAUCCCAUUUUUAGUGCCUCCCCCUAGUAUGCACAUGAAAAACAAUAAAUCUGCUGUUUCUAACUCAGAAUUUGUGGAUAAAGCCGUUUUAGAACUAGUUGAUUCUGGGUGUGCAUAUGAAAUUCCCUUUACGCCUUAUAUUGUUAAUCCUUUAUCAGUAGCCACCAAUAAGUCCGGAAAAAAGAGGUUAAUAUUGGAUCUUUCAAUUUUAAAUAAAUCCGUCAAAAAAGAGAGAUUUAAAUUUGAAGACUGGAAAACACCUAUUCAAUUUUUCAAAAGAGGUUCUUAUCUGUUUAAGUUCGAUUUAAAGUCUUGUUAUCAUCAUUACGACAUUUGUCCUCAGCAACAAACGUUUCUUGGUUUUUCCUGGAAUAACAAGUAUUACUGUUUUUCAGUUUUAGUUUUUGGUCUAGCUUCUAGCCCUUACUUGUUUACCAAAUGUUUGAGAUCUAUGGUCAAAUAUUGGAGACAAAAUUCGAUUGAUAUUGUUUUGUAUUUAGAUGAUGUUUUCGGAAUGGCUUCGGAUUACGAAUUAUGUCGGAAAGAUUCAGAUUUUGUCAAAAAAUCACUAAAAGAGACUGGUUUUUUAGUCAAUAUAGAAAAAUCUGUUUUUGAACCUACCCAAAAGUUAGAAUGGUUAGGAAUCACUUGGGAUUCUGCUCAAUUCUGCAUUUCUAUUCCCGAAAGAAGAUUAAAUGAUUUGUUACAGUCUAUAGAUGAAAUUUUAGACAGAUUUUUGUUUUUCUCUGCUAGGCAAUUAGCUCAAGUGACUGGUAAGAUUAUUUCUUUAUCACCAGUGUUCGGAAAUUUGACUAGAUUGAUGACAAGAUAUUGUUACUUGUGCAUCGUGCAAAGAUUGAGCUGGAAUAAAUUAUUACAAAUAGUUUAUCCAGCUGAGAUUUUGAAUGAGCUUAAGUUCUGGAAAUCUAAUGUGCUUACUUUGAAUAAAAAGAAAUUGGCUAUGUACAGCCCUUCUUCGAUAGUAAUUUUUUCAGAUGCUAGUAAUGUAGCCUGUGGGGCUUAUACUGUAGAAUUAGAAAAUAAUAUUUUUCACAAAAUGUGGAACGAAUUAGAAAGAUGUAAAAGCUCCACCUGGAGAGAGAUGAGAGCAAUCGAACAGGCCCUAUUGUCGUUUAGUACUCUAUUUAUGGGCAAAAGUUUAAAAUGGUUUACUGAUAACCAAAACUGUGUACGUAUAGUACAAGCUAGAAGCAUGAAGGAAGAUUUACAAAAUCUUGCCUAUUCUAUAUUUUGUAUUUGUAAAGAGCACAAUAUAUUCAUUGAAUUACAAUGGAUUCCCCGCACAUUGAAUUCAAAGGCAGAUUACAUUAGCAAAAUGAGUGAUCAUGAGGAUUGGCAAAUUUCAAAUAAAUUUUUUGAAUUUUUAGAAAGUUUAUGGGGACUUUUUACUGUUGACAGGUUUGCUAGCGUGAUGAAUAACAAGACAAAAAGGUUUAACUCACUUUUCUGGAAUCCGACCGCAGAAGCUGUAGAUGCAUUUACAAAAAAUUGGCAUGAAGAAAAUAAUUGGCUUGUCCCCCUAUUUAUUUAGUUAUACGCACAAUUAAACAUCUGAUUUACUGUAAUGCUAAAGGGUCUUUGAUUGUCCCACGAUGGGUGUCUGCGCCAUUCUGGUCAUAUAUUUUUAAUAAAAACUUGACUUACAAAGCUUAUGUUAAAGAUAUGCUAGAAUUUAAAGAAACGAAUAGAAUCUAUUCAAAAGGAAGUAGUCCGAAGUGUAUCUUUGGAACUGAAAAAUUUUUAUCAACUGUUCUCGCAGUUAGACUAGACGCUAGUCUGUGAUUUUUUCACAUGGUCCUGAUAUCAAUUUCGGUAUUGCAGAGGCAUGGUGAAUGAGAUUUUACGUUGUACAUAUUACUCAGUUGAGAAUGUAAAAGAUGAAGGAUUUUUAGCGACAUGGCCCUAGUAUCAUAUGUUGUAGUAUGAUAUUGUAGUAGGCACGGUUGAUUGUUUAAUGUCAUAUGCAUUUUAUUAUAAUAAUUUAUAUGAAUACUUGUUUAAUUUUCCUUUAUUGGGUAACACAUUUUUCAGAUGUUUUCAAAACCGGAAGAUGGAUUGAUAUUAGUUCUUUUCGUCAGUCACAAUCUCCAUCCAUGCAGCUCCUUGUAGACCAGAUACCUUCCUUUUGUUUGUCAUCUAGAGCACCCAACACUCAACGACAGUAUAGAUAUGUUUUCAACGCUUUUUGCUGUCGUGUACUACGCAGCGGUGUUGCCGAUAUCAUGACAUCGGGACUCAAUAUUUUGUUUUAAUAAAAUUUAACAGUAAGCUGCACAUGCUGGCGAGCUAUUCCUAUGUAACAA
Mytilus californianus (California mussel) is the source of this 3938-nucleotide messenger RNA. RefSeq lists its product as uncharacterized. The transcript is spliced from 2 exons. The record is from RefSeq and is a predicted model, not a curated record. Bases 815 to 3166 code for a protein of 783 amino acids. NCBI's taxonomy places the organism in Eukaryota, Metazoa, Mollusca, Bivalvia, Mytilida, Mytilidae. Gene Ontology annotation, molecular function: nucleic acid binding.